Messenger RNA from Haliotis rubra (blacklip abalone), 873 nucleotides. RefSeq lists its product as uncharacterized. The record is from RefSeq and is a predicted model, not a curated record. The transcript has a single exon. Bases 1 to 873 code for a protein of 290 amino acids. NCBI's taxonomy places the organism in Eukaryota, Metazoa, Mollusca, Gastropoda, Lepetellida, Haliotidae.
AUGUCGUCUCCCAACAACGUCCUCCCUGUCAACUACCCCGGACCCCCCUACAACAACCUCACCCGCUGUUACCCUGCCGUGCAUGGGAACUUCACCGACGUCAACUCACUAGUCACGGCGCUGGAGACCAGCAGAUACUUCGGGACAGACAAGUUCAUCUUCUACAACUACAGCAUACCACAGCAGAUCAACAAAGUCCUGCUGCAAUAUGAGAGAGAAGGCAUUGUGGAGAUGAGGAACUGGAGGCUUCCCCUUCCCCCAGAGCAGAUCCACUACUGGGGACAGAUGGCGAGUAUCCAUGACUGUGUCUUCUCCCAGCUUGGAGUAGCGAAAUACGUUCUUCUUGCAGACAUUGAUGAGGUCGUUGUUCCAAAAUCCGAAUCCACUGUACAUGCAUUAGCUGAUAAACUUCUGACUACGCCAACUCUGAGACCAUCAACAUCGUACGGAGCCCUGAUGUUCCUGAAUGCAUUUUUCUUUCUAAAUGGACACGAGACAACAGCAGAGUUUCUUUCAAAAUCCGAUGCUGUGAAAUGCAGACUGAGUGUAUUUUUACAUACAAAUAGGUCAUCUGUGAAUCCACCAUUCUAUCGUUCUAAACUUUUAGUGAUUCCUGAAAGUGUUGAUGUGUUGCAGAUACAUUCUGCAGAAACGUUACGACCAGGGUGGAUAACUCUUGUGGUUGAACCACAAUAUGGUUUGAUGCAUCAUUACCGAAAGGACUACGACCCUCAAGCCUUACAGCCAUAUACAGAUGAUAUCUCUUUACUCCAACAUAGCACUUCCAUUAUACCAAGAGUGAAAGACAGAUUACGAUCUUUUGAAAAAGCAAAAGCUACUGGACAUCUGAAAGAGUGUGGGGGGUGGGAUUAA